AUGAGAGGAGCAGCCGCAGCAGCGGCAGCAGCGGCUGCAUUUUCCUGUUUCUGCACCAGCAGCAGCAACGCCUCCAGACUGCAAAUUCGCGAAAAGUUUUUUUCGCAAAUCGCAGCAGGCGCUUUGGGCGGAGCCCUUGGCCCUUUAGCGCCGCAGCAGCAGCAGUUUCCAUUUGCUGCAGGUUCAGCAGCUCCUGCUGCUGCUGCUGCUACUGCUCCCGCAGCAGCAGAAACCCCCGAAAUACCUGCAGUGGACGUCGGACUUCUGGAAACCAACAAAGGAGCUGCAGCGCUCCAAGUCGGGGGUAUGCUGCCGGAUCUCGCGGCUCCGGUGAUCUUCAUGGAGCCCCCCCCGGUGACCCAGUCGCAGACACUGGAGGCUGCAGAGAUUGCAGAAACAACUCUGGCCCAGAUCGGCGACCAGUCCAGCCCAGCCAUGAAAGCCGUGCGCGAGUAUGAAUUGCGGAAACUCGGGGAGAUUUCCGGAACAACUCUCGAGCAAAUCCGAAAGGAAAUCCGCGAGACGGAGUCGGCGAUCGAGAAGAGGAAAAAGGAGCGAAACGAUCUGACAAACAAACUCAAGAGCACUGCGCGCGAACUUGCAAAAUCGGGGAACCGCCAAAUGGAACUCGAGGCGACCUUCGCCAACGCAGAAAAAGAAGAAGCGGAGGCAGAAGACCUCGCCACAGAGAUGGAGGGCGAGGAAUGA
Messenger RNA from Eimeria tenella, 708 nucleotides. RefSeq lists its product as uncharacterized. The transcript has 7 exons. The coding region runs from base 1 to 708 and encodes 235 amino acids. The record is from RefSeq and is a predicted model, not a curated record. NCBI's taxonomy places the organism in Eukaryota, Apicomplexa, Conoidasida, Eucoccidiorida, Eimeriidae.